AUGUUCAUGUAUUUAAUGCAAAUAUAAAGGCGCAACUUCAUACUAAAUACUAUAAUUUUAGAGAUUAUUAUUACUAUUUUCUUCAUUAUUUUCCUAUUAACUGACUUAUUUUUAAAUAUCGAUUUCUAAAAAACUAUUUAUUAAAUUAUUUUGGGCUUAUGUCUAUUUUUUUUCAUUAAAACCAACAGUUUUUUUCUUUAUUUUAGAAUCUAAAAAUUAUACGUUUUCUUCGUUUUCUAUCCUUAUUUUUUCCUCCAUUUACUACUUUUACUAAACUUUCUUAAUUUCUUCUUACUAAGAAUUACAUAAAAAUCUAAAACGGAAAUCCUUUUCAAAAUUAAAAAUGUAUUCUUUUUCAAAUUUUUAUUUUAUCAUAAUGCACUCUUCUUAAAUUAAUAAAUUAUAUAAAUUAAUCGCUGAAACUCCAUUUUCUAAUGAUAAAUCAAUAAAAUCUUCAUUUUUAAUCACCAAAUAGCACCCUUCACUCCUUCCUAAAACAUUGUUAGGCCAAGAAAGGUCCAUAAAAAACUAUUUGAGACCUAAAAUUUAUCCGGAUUUAUAUAUUUGUACUUAGUUAUCUUCAUCAUUAAAUUCAGAUAAUUCACCUCUUAAUAUAAAUAUUAAUUUUUAACAUCGAGUAUUUUUUUUACAGAUAAAAUCCU
Ichthyophthirius multifiliis is the source of this 662-nucleotide messenger RNA. RefSeq lists its product as hypothetical. The record is from RefSeq and is a predicted model, not a curated record. The transcript has a single exon. NCBI's taxonomy places the organism in Eukaryota, Ciliophora, Oligohymenophorea, Hymenostomatida.